AUGCGUAUGGCAGGUUCAGCCGACUGUCAGAAGCUGGACUGGCCAAAAUGGCUUAACAUCAUCAGAGGGAUCGCUCGUGGCCUUUCUUAUCUCCACAGAGAUUCUGGGAAGGACAUCGUCCAUCGUGAUCUCAAACCUUCCAAUGUCCUCCUUAUUCCAACUUCAAUGCAAAGAUUGCUGACUUUGAUCUUGCAAGACCAUACGACCGGAACAAAAGCCAUGAGAGCACUCAAAAGAGAGCAGGCACCCACUCCAGAACUGUAUGCGGGAGGGGAAUACUCUACCAAAUCGGAUGUGUACAGUUUCGGCGUGAUGACUCUGGAGAUCAUAGUUGGUCAGAGCACCAGCAAGUUCGACAACGAUAACUGCACGGGCCUCGUAGAAUAUGCAUGGCAACACUUUGUGAGGCGUACGGUUGAAGACAUGCUGGACGGUGACCAUCUCGGCCUGGUGAACGACGAGCAGGUGCAGCAGGCGUCACGGUGCGUGCACGUCGCGCUCCUCUGCGUCCAGAGCAACCGCUCCGUGAGGCCCUCCAUGGACAGGGUCCACGGCGUGCUCGGCAGCAAGGAGGAGCUGGAGGAGCCCUCCACCCCCGGCUUCGUCGCGGCGGCGGCGGCCGGCGUUUCGCCGUCGGCUUACUCUGUGAACAGCGUGACGAUCAGCGUCAUGGAGCCUCGACCAUGA
Molecule: messenger RNA, 687 nt
Organism: Oryza sativa Japonica Group (Japanese rice)
Lineage: Eukaryota; Viridiplantae; Streptophyta; Magnoliopsida; Poales; Poaceae
Product: cysteine-rich receptor-like protein kinase 27
Biological process (GO): protein phosphorylation
Molecular function (GO): protein serine/threonine kinase activity
Source: RefSeq, a predicted model, not a curated record